AAAUUUCAACACUAAAAAUGCGUCGUUCAUCAUUUACACCGGUUUUCAAUAUCAGCACACAGGAGCCACUCAUUGUGGUCGAAGAGACCAAUCCCACAGAUGAAGAUGGUGCUGACGAGCUACUGGGUGCCGUUGGUGGAGGUAAUGAAAGUUGUACAUCGGCAACCGCAAAAAGGACAAACAGUGAUGACUCGGAUCCAGAAUCACCCAAAAAUCCAUAUCUGCUGUGUCCAUUGAUGGACAUGCAACAAAGACGCAAACAUUCAUUGCCAUCACUGCAAAUAACCGAGGGUAUAACGGCCAGUCAGGUGAGGCGUCUCUCAGAUGUGGGUGGUGAAACUGGCGGUCUCAGUCCACAUGAUGUAGAGUUCUUGACCACACUAUCACAAUCACAGGCCGGGCCAUCGGGUGGCGGACGAAGACAUUCUGUUGUAACUAUAUCGGCUGUACCACCCACAUUAUUUGGACGUAAUCGCCGUGAAUCCAUAUCCGGUGCCCUCUAUACUGGAAGUCGUCGUGGAAGCGGCAUCCAGGGCCCACCACUAACAGAUCAUCGAGGCAGCAUUCACAAUCUACAA
Messenger RNA from Musca vetustissima, 578 nucleotides. RefSeq lists its product as uncharacterized. NCBI's taxonomy places the organism in Eukaryota, Metazoa, Arthropoda, Insecta, Diptera, Muscidae. The record is from RefSeq and is a predicted model, not a curated record. The annotation marks the transcript as partial. The transcript is spliced from 2 exons.